Messenger RNA from Phymastichus coffea, 2800 nucleotides. It is a transcript of the gene Scp2, whose product is annotated as calexcitin-2. Gene Ontology annotation, molecular function: calcium ion binding. NCBI's taxonomy places the organism in Eukaryota, Metazoa, Arthropoda, Insecta, Hymenoptera, Eulophidae. The transcript is spliced from 7 exons. The record is from RefSeq and is a predicted model, not a curated record. Bases 228 to 779 code for a protein of 183 amino acids.
AAUAAAAAGGUGAGCGACAUCGUUUUUUCGGAGCACUUAAUUUCCUUGUAUCUGCAACCUCGACUCGGUCGUGUCUACUGUGCCUGUGUGAGUGCUUGUGCGCUGUGUGUGACUCUCGGAGGAGAACAGCAUUACAACCAAAAGCAUUUUUAAGUGGCGUUAAGCUGAGAACGUUCGCUCUUAUACCGACAGCGAUUGUUAUUUCAGCCUCAUAAUAUCCAAUAAACAUGUCGCUAUCAGAGUUCCGUAAAAAGAAGCUCCUAUUCGUUUUCAACACGUUUUUCGAUGUCAAUCAUAGCGGAUCCAUUGAUAUCAAAGACUUUGAUUUGGCCGUUCAGAAAAUAUGCGAGGCGAGAGGCUGGGGUGCUGGACAUCCUAGAUUUCAGCAGACAAAAGAUACCUUGAACAAGGUUUGGGAUGGUCUACAGAAACGUGCUGAUGCUGACAAUGACGGUCAGAUCAGCCGGGACGAAUGGUACUCGAUGUGGGAAGAAUACGCCAAAGAUCCGGGACACGCCGUUGAAUGGCAGCAGACUUACAUGAAUCUCGUUUUCGAUCUUGAGGAUACUUCUGGUGACGGCUCAAUCGAUGAAACGGAGUUCAGUCAAGUGUGCAUAAGUUACGGCGUCAACGAGACCGAGUCGCGAGAGGCCUUCAAGAAGCUUCAAGUCGGAAGCGAGGUAACUCGUGAUAAGUUCGAGAAGCUCUGGCAAGAGUUUUUCACGUCGGACGAUCCGAGCACGCCCGGCAACUAUAUAUUCGGUAAAACAUCCUACUAAACGAGCGCAUCUAUGUUAGAGACCAGCGUAUGCACAGGCGAAGUUUAUUCGUUCCGACCGCUCAACAGCGACGCAGGCGACGACGGCUUUGAGAAGCGCCAUAGAGAAGAAAUAAACGAUUGUAUAACCGUAACAUAAACAAAAAAUAAUAAUAAAAUAACAAGCACACACAGGCCAACGAAGAAAGAAAUAGAACAAACAAAUUAAUGGACAUACGGAGAUGGCCGUUUUGCGCCGAAAGCGUGGACGGGCUGCUAUAUCAAUUAAUUGCUAACGAUGCUGCUACUUUUGCUCUGCUUUUUACACGAUUGUUGCGUCUCUUUGUCAUUCGAUCUUUAUUUCAGCUUUAUUAUGCUUUCCUUUUUCUCCAUCUAACCGUUACGUCUUAUUAUUAUGUGAGUGACUUUAUUGUAACCCCGUUACAAUCUCUUUCCUACUCGAUUUGCACUUCUAGUUUGGAUUUGGAACAUUUGCAAAAGCUAAAAAAAGAUCAAUUGACUUUUCAAUAUGACGUCCUUGUCUUUUUAAUGUUUAUGUGAAAAAGCAAUAGCUAUUGUAAUUAUUUAACGUAUUAAUGUUUUUAUUCUAUUGUUGUAAAAUUGAUGAAUCCAUUGUAAAUUAUAAUAUUCCAAUUCGCACACUGGAUAUGACAUUUAAAAUUUAUUUAUUCAGUCAAACAAUUACAAUUCACCGUAUUACAUAUCUUCGCAAUAUGAAGAAACUAUCUCGAAAUAUCUACAAAUUAUGUUUUGAUCUACAAAACGAUAAAAAUAAAGAAACCGUACCAAUACCAAAUUCAAGAAGCUAAUGAAAAAUACAUAUUUUAGUAUUCAUGAAAAAGACAAAGAAAUUUAAGAAACGUAAUUAUAAUCUUGAAAUCACAGAAUAUAUAUACAUAGACAAAAUAUUUUUCGAUUAAAUGACCGAUGUGCAUGGGAAAAAGUAUAAACAAGAGUGUAUAAUGUUACAAAAAGUCGUCUGAAGAGACGCAAUGCGCCAAGGCAUAGUCAAUAAUGCAGAAAAGGAUAGAAUGCAAAAAAAAAAAGAAAAAUCAGUAUUGCGCUACGUGUAAAUGAAUGUUUAAACGAAUAUAGAUAUAUAUUUCUUCGUAGAAAGAAAAACAAGUACAUAUAAUCAUAAUUGUCAUUUAGAAAUUAUCGUAUAAAAUUAUGUCAUUAUAGAGUGUCAAAAAAAUGGAGUUGAUAUGAGUAAAAUAAUAAAAUGCAUAUAUAUGAGGGAUUAGAAUCUCUAACAAGCCUGGUACAAAGUAAAUGUAAGAAAACAUUCCAUGGUAAAAAUUUAUAGGAAAGAACGAAAAGUAAGUUUUGUCAGAUUUUCUCGAUGGUUUUCCGAAACGUCGAUCACUGCCCGGAAUUACGCACGGAUAGACGUUGUUAAGCUGAUCCUCAUCCAUGAAUUCACGUUGACGUAUAAAAAUGGAAGAUGCGAAUCGAAUUGUAAGAACAAUGAUUUCAAAAGGAUUUGGAUCGUUUGGCAUGAGUGAUUCGACGUAUAUGUAAGAGACUUUUUCCUAAACAAAUGUGGUCUUAGUAUUUCAAAAUCCACUUUUCACAAUGUAAAACUUUAUCUCUUACGAUUGUUGGAACUAGCUACAAUUGUUUUGAAUAUUGUUUAAGAUAAAAUACCUCAAGAGAUCGAAAAGUAUUAAAGUUUUCAAAAUAUUUUAUCUCUAAUUUAUUUAAACAAUAGUGUCAUAAAUUAAUUUUCUCAUACAAAACAUAUAUUUCAAUUUAUUUGAAAUUGAACCAACAUUGAUUUCCACUAACACUUCUUUACUAUCUUGUGACUCGAUGGUGAAUGUUUAUGUCAUUGUUGUUCAUAAUAUCUAAUUGUAAAUGUAAACGUACAAUAAUAUAUGAUGAAAGCCUGUUGAAAUCGUCGACUAUGUUACACGUGGUAAUUAUUCUAAGCGGAUAAUAUAUAUAUACAUAUUAUAAUGCAUUGUUUCACCUGUGAGAUAAUUUAUCAAAGAAAAUAAAAUAUUAAUAUUUGUGUUGAAA